Molecule: messenger RNA, 666 nt
Organism: Paramecium sonneborni
Lineage: Eukaryota; Ciliophora; Oligohymenophorea; Peniculida; Parameciidae
Source: the annotation of a GenBank genome assembly
AUGAAUAAUUGCCAAUUUUAAAACUAAAUCGAUUAUGCUAACAAUAUGUUUGAUGAUGAAUCAAAUUAGAAUAUUUUAGUAAAGACAAAAGCUAACCUUAAAAAAUAGUAGAGCAUUAGUGCAUCUACUUAAGAAUAGAGUGACUAUUCUGAAAUCUCAUACAUUGAACAAGAUUCAACAAUUCCAGAUAUAGAAGUUGAUUAAUAUUUAUAUAAUAUUAAUCUCAGACACUAUCCAACUUUCUAGUAAGAAGAAUUCAUUCAUAAUUUUUUAUCUCAUAAUACAAUCUCAAAACUUAAAAUGGGACUUACUAAUGAAUUAGCAAAUGAUGAAUAAACUAAAAAGUUUGAAGAAUGGAUUUUCAGUUUAAGAAAUAGAAAUGGGCAGAAUUUAGCAAGAGAAUUAAAAGUUAAGAAAUAUUUAGAAAAGAAAAGGAACAGAACUUAUGAAAAAAGAGUUCAUUAUUAAGUGAGAUAAAAGGUGGCAGAAGAAAGAAUGAGAAUCAAAGGAAGAUUUAUAACUUGGAGAUAGGUAAUAAGUAUUUUCUAAAAAUAGGCUGUUAAAAUGUUAGAUGCAGAUUAAUCAAAGAAGCAAUGGACAUAUAAUGAUUAUUUUAGAAUCAAGGCUUUGUUAUACUCAAAAUACAACUUGGUUAAUAAUCUCUGA